Messenger RNA from Thermothielavioides terrestris NRRL 8126, 1706 nucleotides. RefSeq lists its product as uncharacterized. The transcript is spliced from 2 exons. The record is from RefSeq and is a predicted model, not a curated record. NCBI's taxonomy places the organism in Eukaryota, Fungi, Ascomycota, Sordariomycetes, Sordariales, Chaetomiaceae. Bases 394 to 1062 code for a protein of 222 amino acids.
UCCAGGAGACUCCCAGUUAAGGCGUAUUUGACGGUGAAGGCAGCCACGUCACCUCCAACAGGCCGUUCAGGCGGUCGGACGGGGCUUGGGCAGACCUCGGACAGCUGGGUCGGGCUCCAAACUAAUUGUCGGGAAGUGCGCCAUGUGUUGACUGGGGCUGCUGCAUAUUCUGUAGCGCUCGAUUGGCUCACCGGGCGCUGCCCCCUGAUCGCCCUGCCCGAGGAGAGGGGGCGAUAUGGUUCUUGGGCACGAACGAGAUGCAAACAUAGUCGACUCGAGCCCGCGCUUAAAUACUAGCUGCGAGCCUGGCCCUCGAGAUGAUGAUGCUUCACACGCUUGCAACUUCCACCGGAAAACAACCUGCCUACCACUGUCUUCUUCACACACGGCAAAAUGGACGACACCUGGGUCGACACUCAAGAACUUCGGCGACGUUUCACGAACAAGACCAACGCGGUCUUCAGCCGGUCCGACUGGCACGAUGAUCGCGAGUACCCGGCCGUGAACUACGAGCGCGUGUUCGAUUUCAGCGGCUGCAAGGACAUCAUCUUCCAGCGCGGCCGCGAGGACGACGUGCUCAUGCUGGCCCACGGGUCCGGCCACAUGACGCUGCCCGCCGGCGUGCGGGUGCGGGUGCUGUCUGGCUACGCCAGAUGCGCGCCAGCCGCCCCGGACUCGGUCGGCAGCGGCUCGACUGUCGUCGGCUCGGGCGUCCGCGCGCCGCCGCCGAGCCGCGUCUCGGCUUAUGCCCACUCUUCGGCCGGCUCGGGCUACGCACGCUCUUCGGCCGGCUCGGCCUACGCACCGAGCGCUGCGUCCUUCCACCGGGGCGGCGCCCGCAGCUCCUACAUGUCGGCGUGCGGCGUGCCACUCCCCCCGAGCGAAGCGGGAAGCAGAAGCAUGGCCGGCUCGGCCAAUGAUUGGGUGGUGGUCGAGGAGAUGGAAGGCUAUGGCUUCCAAGACGACCGGGACAACUGCAGCAUUGCCCCGAGCGAGAGCAUCAGCUCCGUCGGCAGCCGCGCCGCUUCCCGCUGGCCUGUAUCCGCAUCGCUCCGCCAUUGAAUGGUGAAGGCGUAGCGCGAGUGGGCGUGGAAAGCCGGGAGGGAGCCGAGCGGAGGAGCUUUUUCCCUCCCGGUCAUGCGGCAUGCGGCAUGCGGCAGGUUUCUGAUCAGGGUUCGGUCGGGGCGAUGGGUUGUGCCGGAAGUCUGCAGGAUAAUCAUUCGGGAUAGUAUUUCUCUUGGGAUUCUUGGUUGAUGUAUUGUCGCUCUCACCCUCUUGAUAUACACGAUAUAACGGCAGAUCGUGGUCCACCAGUCGUUCAAAAUGCGCGCAGUAGAAACUACCCCCCUUCCCCCCCCCCCCCCCCCCCCCCCCCCUGCCGUGCCAAAUGCCGGCGUUAUGCCACUUUAGGCUUCUUGCACUCGAGGGCGAACAGGCAUGCGUGUAUCUCCCCGCCAUUCCUUCCUUUUUUUUUUUUUUUUUUUUUUUUUUUUUUUUUUUUUUUUUUUUUUUUUCAUGGCUUAGGCAGGCAGCAGGUUGUUUCCAGUUCCCUUCCUGCUUUGGAUGCGACUGGCCUGGGAAGCUUUUAAGGUGGGCCAAAACAACAAGGCGGGCCAAAUGAAAUACGGAAAAUGAAAUACGGAGUACUUGAUUGCCUGGUGCUCCAGAAUCUUGCCUAUGACACAACAGCCAUCCACGCCGGGCUU